AUGGCGUCUAGGAAAGUCACGAUCCUCAAGAUAGCGAAGCAGCUUCACGCGAAGAAUGUCCCAUUGAAAGUUUCGCUAAAAGCUGCGUCGGCACUGGCUACUUUGACCUCGCUGUGCGAUGGAGGAGCAGGCGCUAACCAAGAUGCCAUGGACAAGUACAGGAGAAAGGUCGACAAGAACUGGUGGUCCGCCAUCCGGGCGUUCACUACUGAGGAGGAAGUGAAGAAGAUGGUGAUGGCAGACACGAGGCAUGCCCAUCUGUUGAUCUUUGUUGCUCCGGGCUGGUGUCAGUGGUCGCAGAAACAGAUUGCCGAACUUCAAAAGAACUUCGAUGAUCUCGGGGAAGCACAGGAUCGCGUGCACCUCAUAGAUGUGGAUGAUCCUGCAAACAAGGAGCUUGUCCAGUUCGAGCAAGUGAGAUCGUUCCCUACCAUCAUGGUUGUACAGGGUAACAACAUUAUCGGACGUGUGAAUGGAUAUAAAGAUUUUGAACAUGUACAUGACAUGGUGUUUGCGGACAGCCAGGUGAUAGUUUGA
Messenger RNA from Guillardia theta CCMP2712, 537 nucleotides. RefSeq lists its product as hypothetical. The transcript has 7 exons. The record is from RefSeq and is a predicted model, not a curated record. NCBI's taxonomy places the organism in Eukaryota, Cryptophyceae, Pyrenomonadales, Geminigeraceae. Bases 1 to 537 code for a protein of 178 amino acids.